AAAAGAGUGACUUUGUAAGAAGAAGCAGACAAACAGAAAAGAGAGGCGUGCUUGAAUGAAAAAGACAUGAGUACAGAAGGAAAUCAGAGUAUGGGUGGAGAAGGAGGGGUGAACACAAAACCUGGCCAAUCUGGUUGGAAGCAAUUCCAGUGUCCCAUAGCUGAUCCACGCUUUCCUAGGGAAGAUAUAAAGCAGAUAUGGAAGGAGUGUCAGUACGAGAGCUUCUGGUAUCGAGCUCUUCCACUCUCUGGCGGCAGCAUGGCUGUGACUGCUGGCCUCAUAUACAGUGGCGUCUGGAAAAAGUCCAAGCGAUUUGGGUACUUCCCUAAACUGCUUUUGGCUGGUAUUGUGGGUUAUGCAGUAGGCAAAGCUUCCUAUGUCGGGACCUGCAGAGAGAAAUUCAACAAUAAACUGGGACCAGAUUUCGCCAAAGGGUUUGGUACACCUGGAUUUGGACCUGGUGGCUGUAAACCUGGACAUAAACACUGCAUCCAUGUGUGUGAAAAGUGCAAACAAGAAGAAGCACAAGCCGCAGGAACAGCGCCUGAUGCACCCACUCAGAGCUGAGGUGAAGAAACACAACACACCCAUAUACCUAAACACAAAAGAUCCACCUCAGGUCACACUAAACCACACCCAUCGGUCACUAUUCAUUUACAUUUUAAACCACAUGCCCACCAAACACCGCUUACCUCAUGUUGUUCAAGAGAACACAAUAUGCAAUCAAUGCUAAAGUUAAAUCUAUUCGUUUUUCUGUUGCCGAGUCUCUGAGAUCCACAGGACACCACUCAUUACCUCACGUCAUUUUUUAAAUUAAAAAUUUCAGUUUUAAUUAGUUUAUUUUUAGUUGUUUUUGGAAAUAAUGCAAAACAAAAGCAGCUAAAAUCAUUUUGAAUGGACCUUAAUGCUAACUAACCAGCAGGGGGCGCUAAGACACUACGAGUAUGAGACACUGCAGCUAUUUGGACAAUUUAGACAAACUUUUCGCGAUUAUUGAAAUAGGUGUGUCAAAUAGAAGUAACAUUUUAGCACUAAGAGAUGUAGUGUUUGAGGUGGAUUUGAGGGAACAAUGUAACAAUAAGAAAUGUAUGCUGUCGUAGUGUCAAAUCUGGCAUAAAUUAAUCCACCUCAUAGAAAUCAGCAUGUUAUUUUUAAGUUCUUAUAAUGUUAUAUUCCAAUGAUAUUUGCUCAGCUUUUUAUUUGUUUAGAAUAUAAAGAAGGGAAUGGAGGUUUCUGUUGAAUUAUGACAGUAAGCAGCUGCUUUUUAUGUUGUGUGUGUAUAUAUAUAUAUAUAUAUAUAUAUAUAUCCUUCACAGACAAUAAUUAAUGUGCAGGCUUUAUUUGAAAUGUUUGAACAUUUAAAUGUGAAUUUUCAUUAAAAGAAUUUACAGAGCAAGCAUAUCUUUAUCUCCAGCUCUGAAGACAUCAGUGAAUGAUGCCAUUAUUAUCAUCAUCAUGGGUCCAAGUCUAAA
Messenger RNA from Onychostoma macrolepis, 1472 nucleotides. It is a transcript of the gene ociad2, whose product is annotated as OCIA domain containing 2. Gene Ontology annotation, cellular component: mitochondrial inner membrane. The transcript has 6 exons. The record is from RefSeq and is a predicted model, not a curated record. Bases 67 to 567 code for a protein of 166 amino acids. Lineage: Eukaryota; Metazoa; Chordata; Actinopteri; Cypriniformes; Cyprinidae.